Molecule: messenger RNA, 2598 nt
Organism: Acanthopagrus latus (yellowfin seabream)
Lineage: Eukaryota; Metazoa; Chordata; Actinopteri; Spariformes; Sparidae
Product: somatomedin-B and thrombospondin type-1 domain-containing protein
Exons: 5
Coding region: 1306-1980 (224 amino acids)
Source: RefSeq, a predicted model, not a curated record
AGGGAAUGAGUCACGAGAGGAGAGACUGUUUAUUCAUUUUUGCACACACCCUAACUAUAUGACAGCGGCGAAAGAUAAGCCAGACUCUUUCUAGACAUUAUCUUCAUCUGUCUAUCUGACAGAAGAUAAAGAUAGGUGGAGGAGAGAGAUUAUUUUCAGUGCCCGGUCGUUACUGGGCUGCUCAUCACGCAUCUAUAUCUGAUGGCAGAGAAAGGUGGAUAUGUUCAGAAUUCAUCCAAAAUGUGUGAAAUUGUUUGCAUUCAAUUAUCUUCGUGAUUUGUCCUGAAUUCUUUGGCUUGUAACUUCUGAUAAUACAUGCAACACUUGUUUUUCUUCUACAACAUGGCUGUUAAGUAGAGCUGCAAGUCAAAAUUGGCUGACCACUGUUUUGAUAAUGUUUUGUUCAAGCAAAAUGUACAGGUUGCAGCUUAUUAAAUGUAGGAUUUCUGCUUUCAUUGUAAUCUAUGGUAGUAAAUGAAGAGUCUUUGGGUUUUUGGACUGGUGGUUUGACAAAAGAAGAAAUCUGAAGAUAAUGAUUUCGACUGUAUUAUGUUGAGCAUUAACUCUGUUAAUGCAUCUGACUGUGUUAGAAGAUAGAAAGGUGGCAGGGUCCGCCAAAUGUAAACAAAGUCAAACAGUAUGAAAGUAUGUUGUCCUUUAAAGGUACCAUGUGUAUGAACUGGCAUCCUGUUGAAUUCAUAUUCAUAAACAAAUGGGGGGCAGCAUAUCAACAGAGCAACUAAUUGUUAAUGACCGCUGGCUAGUUAGCACAGUUAGCCCUGCAGCUAGCAGUUCAGGCUGAGAGUUAGUGGUAACAUAGAAGUGUCAGGUUAGCUUUGGACCAGCACGGGCCAGGGCUAGCUGGUUAGCACGCUAACUUAGAAAUGUCUGCAACACAAAACAUAGUUAUCAUAAUGUCAACUAUUGUAUCUGUGAACAAGUGAAUUUUGGAACGUUUUCAACUGUAAUUCAUACAUAUUGCACCAUUAAGAUCAGUUUGUUUAUUCAGUUAAUUCAAUUCAUAAAAACAAAGAGUUUGUUAAUUUAGUCUAUUUAGGCAUAAAAACAUAAAUGAAUCAGUGAGUGAAGAUAUUUGUCUCUUGAUUAAAACUUCUCCCCCAAAACUACUCAGUGCACCUUUAAGGCAAUAAUUAGUUCACCAAAUAACCCGGGCAGCUCUGCGCCUAACCUCAUUUCAGUGGACUGGCCCACAUAAUGGAAUUAGUACAAAUAUUUGAAGAAUGUGAUUCUGUCAAUCAGUUGUAGCAAUUACAGUUCCAGUCAAACAAUCCGAGCGUACCUAAUAUGUGUUAUAGGCCGGUAGUCUCUAAAUCUGCAUGCUUAGGCUCAUACAUCAAAGCUCGAUCAUCGAGCGCGGGGAGCGAGCGAAAAAGAAAAUUCACAGGACCUGCUCAGGACUGCGUCGUGGGCGACUGGAGCUUUUGGAGCGGCUGUGCCAAACCCUGCCAGCCCUCGACGCGAGUGCGCGUCCGCCACAUUGAGCAGCAGCCCAGUCACAGUGGAGAGCCGUGUCCCAGCGUGGAGCAACGGAGCGGCUGCAGGGAGUACAGAGACCACCAGGGCGCCCACUGUGGACAAGAAUCAGGUCCUGCUUUCAUCACCAGCAAGGAGUUUGCCAAGGGAAGGCCCAAGCACGACAACUACGGAAACCCCCUAGACCCUGGGUUCUGUGUGGAAUUCACACUGGCGUCCCGGACACCCCACUGUACAGUGGAGAACCGGCCACACACACACUGGAUGCGCUACAUUACAGAAGGCUUCAAAGUGUGUGUGGCGUGUGAACCUCCCGCCAUGCGAAACAAUAGCAGCAGCUGCCAAGGAGACGGUCAGGAAUCAGACAAAGAAGCUGUGCUCCACUGGCAGGCGGUGGGGAACCAUCAGUGCAGCGGGACGUGGAAGAAGAUCCAGAAAACCCAGCAGUGCAACUGUCCACCACAACACAGCUUCGUCUUCAUCUGAUCCAAACCAAGCAGCGCAGAGCCCUGACCUGGUGGCCACAAUAACAUUUUCAUCUGUGCAACCACAAUACUGUGCUCAGAUCUGACGCCUCAACACUGAGAGACUUGAGACUUGGUGGUGCAGUUAUGCCUAUAUUAAAUAUGCUACAUGUUGAUGUUAAAGCAUUGCCUAUGCAAUAUGCAUGUUUCCACUGUUCUGCGUAGACACUGUUGUAACUUGUACAGUUCUUCACCCUUUUCUGGUACACAUUAGGCAUCUACUAGCGUCUCUUUGAACAAGCAACAGCUGAAUCCAUUUAUUUAAACAAUUUUCUUGCAAAAAUAUUUAACUUAAAAUUUAAAACUUACAAAAAUAUAUUUACACUUGCACUGUGGCAUUAUUUUAAAGGAAAAAAGAAAAUGGACCAAGAUGAAACGAAAUGUUCUCCAUCACUGAGGGAGAAAGACCAAUUACUUGUUCUGUGUUGAGCGCCCUCUGGUGGUGUGACAUUUUCCCUGACGCAAACAGAGGAGCAGCAGACCACAACACACUCAAAACAUAUAGGAAGACCUUUAACAGUUCAGCCAGUGGGAGGAAAUCCAAACAUUAAAACAAUACCAUGUUUUUUUUAAAUACAGA